This is a messenger RNA of Ceraceosorus bombacis, 912 nucleotides long. Lineage: Eukaryota; Fungi; Basidiomycota; Exobasidiomycetes; Ceraceosorales; Ceraceosoraceae. The record is from the annotation of a GenBank genome assembly.
AUGGUUAGUAUCGUUUGUCGAUGCUUGCUUUGUUGAGGAAUUCGGGUUGCGCACGGCGCCCAAGUUGCCCAGAGAUGCUUCCAUGUGGUAGGAUGGCAUAUUUUCAGCUAGAAAAGUCCGGGUCAGCCUGUGGAGCAGUGUGGCAGUUGUUGUUGCAGUCUUGAUUUGGAUACAACAUUUUCGUUUCCGCGAAGGCGGUCAAGGCAAACCAAAGAGCGACCACCCCUCCCGUGGCGCUCAUGGCAACUUCCACUACUGCACUGCUUGGAGGCCUCUGCUCAGGGCUGCUGAGUGCGAAUGCGCUCAGCCGGCAUAAGCUAGCAGGGUGCAGCGCGGUGGUGGCGGUGGAUGGAUGCUACGAGGGCGUCAUUAGCCUAAGCGGCGCUGUUCAUGCGCUAUCAUCGACGUCCGGCCAGAUCAGUUUGUUCUGCCCGGGAUCCCUCUCUCCCUCCGUCGUUCUCUCUGCAAUUCUUGCAUUCGGGCACUGACACAAUCGCCUCCUUUUUCCUUCACAGACUCUCGCCGUCGACCUCCUCAACCCUUCCGCCGAGCACCAGGCCCGCCAACACAAGCUCAAGAGGCUGGUACAAAACCCCAACAGCUUCUUCAUGGACGUCAAGUGCCCCGGUUGCUUCGCCAUCACUACCGUCUUCAGCCACGCUCAGACCGUCGUCCUUUGCGGAUCAUGCUCCACCGUCUUGUCUCAACCAACCGGUGGUAAGGCUCGAUUGACUGAGGGUGAGUAAUUCAUGAGCAAGGCCAAGAUCCGGUUUGGGGACCAGUGACGCAGGCUUGCCUCGGCGCAAAGGCUGCAAGCGUACUUGGCUAGCUUCAACACUUAUAUUGAAUAAACGCGCUGACAUUCCGCUUACUCCGCUGCCAACAGGCUGCUCUUUCCGCAGGAAGGCAUAA